This is a messenger RNA of Pantherophis guttatus, 4546 nucleotides long. The record is from RefSeq and is a predicted model, not a curated record. Lineage: Eukaryota; Metazoa; Chordata; Lepidosauria; Squamata; Colubridae.
CGAAAUGCCCGCAGGAGCCACCGGCCGCCUGCAAAGAUGUUGCACUGGAAUGAGGAAGUGGAGUGGCGAGGGGAGGGACUGAGAGCGGAGCUGCCUCCUGUCGCUCUGCUUGGCCGAGGAGCCGCUGCACAUGGAAGUGGAGAGAUCUGGGCGAGUUCUUUGCAUCCAGCUCCGGCCAGAGCAGGUCAAGACUCCUUUUUGAAGCGAUGGAGUAGUCCGUUCUUCAUUUUUCCACGAGUGCCAUCAAUAUGUAGGAUGUCAAUGGGCUUAACUUUCAAUAAUUUGAGGAAAAUGGAAACAGAUGAGGCUCAAGAUAUGUCCCAAGUUUCUGGGAAAGAAAGUCCUCCAGUAAGCGAUGCUCCAGAUGACACUGAUGAGCCCAUGCCUGUACCAGAAGAUCUUUCAACUAGCACAGGAGGAUUGCCAAAUUCUAGAAAUGAAAGAGUUUUGGCUGCAUAUGGGGCUGAAGGCUUUAAGGAUUUUCACACCAUCAUCCCCAAAUCUUUUUCUCCCAGUAAUAUUAAAGUAGAGACACAGAGUGAUGAAGAGAAUGGGCAUGCCUGUGAAAUGAAUGGGGAAGAAUGUGCGGAGGAUUUACGAAUGCUUGAUGCCUCUGGAGACAAAAUGAAUGGCUCACACAGUGGCAGCAAAGCCAUGUCAGGAGUUGGAGGCAUUCGACUCCCUAACGGAAAGCUAAAGUGUGAUGUCUGUGGGAUAAUUUGCAUCGGUCCCAAUGUUCUUAUGGUUCACAAGAGAAGCCACACUGGCGAACGCCCCUUCCAGUGUAAUCAGUGUGGGGCAUCCUUUACUCAAAAGGGCAACCUUCUCCGCCACAUAAAGUUACACUCCGGCGAAAAGCCCUUCAAGUGCCACUUGUGUAACUAUGCUUGCCGUCGUAGAGAUGCUCUUACGGGCCAUCUGAGGACCCAUUCCGUUGGCAAACCUCAUAAAUGUGGAUAUUGUGGUCGGAGUUAUAAGCAGCGAAGCUCUUUGGAAGAACAUAAGGAGCGCUGCCACAACUAUUUACAAACCAUGAAUCUUUCAGGUGGCCUCUAUCCGGUCAUGAAAGAGGAAACCAGCCAAAGUGAAAUGGCUGAAGACCUGUGUAAGAUGGGAUCAGAGCGCUCCCUUAUGCUGGACAGACUAGCAAGUAACGUCGCCAAACGUAAGAGUUCUCUGCCUCAGAAAUUUGUUGGUGAGAAGUGUAUAUCUGAUAUUCCCUAUGAUGCAACCACCAAUUAUGAAAAGGAGAAUGAUAUGAUGCAAACCCAUGUCAUUGACCAAGCUAUUAAUAAUGCCAUCAAUUAUCUAGGGGCAGAAUCUUUGCGCCCUUUGGUGCAGACACCCCCUGGUGGCUCAGAAGGAGUGUCUGUCAUCAGUCCAAUGUAUCAGCUUCACAAACCCCUUGGAGACAACCAUGCUCGCGCCAAUCAUGCAGCUCAGGACAGUGCAGUGGAAAACUUACUGUUACUUUCUAAAACCAAGUCCAUCUCUUCAGAAAGGGACCCUUCACCCAGCAACAGCGGCCAAGACUCCACCGAUACCGAGAGCAAUAAUGAAGAACGUAGUGGUUUAAUAUACCUUACCAACCACAUAGUGCCUCAUGCACGGAAUGGCCUCUCCAUAAAAGAAGAACACAGGCAGUAUGAUGUCCUAAGAGGAAGCAAUGACAGCUCCCAAGAUGCUUUCAAAGUAAUCAAUGGCAAUGGGGAGCAAGUAAAAGUCUACAGAUGUGAACACUGUAGAAUUCUUUUUCUAGACCAUGUAAUGUAUACCAUCCACAUGGGUUGUCAUGGGUUCCGCAAUCCUUUUGAGUGUAAUAUGUGUGGCUAUCACAGCCAGGAUAGGUAUGAGUUUUCUUCCCACAUAACUCGAGGGGAACACCGCUUCCACAUGAAUUAAAACUUUUGCAGUACUUAGUAUUUGGAGAUACAUGAAUAGCAGCCAUAAAGAAAAAGAAAAAACACGACCAGGAUAGUAGUCAAUAAAAAUAUACAUCAGAAAGCUGGGCUGCCAGAAAUGAGCUCUUCUUGUAGCAUGCAUACAUGAGACAGUUUUAUAUUGAUAAUAGUGGUUUUUGCAAAUGUAGGUAACCAAAAAUGUUAGUGUAGUAAACAGAAAUUUUUAGUUAAGUGAAAGAACCUUUUUCUCGCUAGCAAGUGCACUCCCACUGCCCCCACCUCCCAUUUAAGGCUGUUAAUUGUGCACACUCAUCUCUGGCUGAAAUGUAGAAAGAUAAAAUUAGCACAUUUUUAUGCAGAUGUUUUGAAAAUACACUUUUUACACCAUAAUUUUUUGUAAUAAUUUGGUGGUUCCUUAAAUCAACAAUCUAGACUUAGAACAGGUUAAAACCACUCAUUUUUCUGCCUACCCUUUGUCUCAACAGAAACAAUUUUUUUUUUUUGUAACCAAUGCUCCAAUCCCAUGAUUUAGUUAAUGGAAGCAGAGUAUGGCCAGAAGAAUUUAAAGUUGUGUUGCUCUGAAAAUAAAGCACCAAUACUAUUAUGUUAAUUGUAGAUAUCAUUUUCAUGAGUUAUUCAAAGAAAAAUCUACUUGCACCAAUUAAUUUGUGAAAGCAUGAAGUGCUUUGCCCAAAUGCAGAUCUGUUAAGUAAAAAUAUCUUCAAGGACCAAUCAUUUAGUUUUAGUACAACUACAAACUGAUCUUAAACCAAUUCAGUGUAAAUCAAUUGCAAAGUCUGACUGGUGAAAUAUAAAAGAAAGCCUAUUGUAUAGUUUGAAACAAUUACAUAUAUGCUGUAUUUUUAUCUGUUCUUGCCUUAUGGCAGAGCAGUAUUCUGUUUCUCAUGCAAUUGAGUUUAUAAAACAACUUGGAAUCCUGACAAGGGACAUAACAAUGUUUUUUCUUCUUCUUAAAAACACAUCAUCAUCACUUCUGCAACUUUUAGGCAUAGAAGAAGGGAGAACAUUUUAUUAGGGCUAUUGUGUGAAAUUUCAUGUUCACUUUGUUAAAUAUUGAUGCUGGUAGCUUUUAGUCUUAUUAGUUGAGGAUCAAUAUUGAUAAAUAACAUAUAACAAACUAUACAUAUUCAGUGUAGCCUGGUUUCAUUUGAUUCAGUUGCAUAAGGCUGUUCAUGCAUAUUCAAAAUUUUUAUGUAAAACAUGCCCAAUUAGGAUAACACCUUUUUUAUAGAUCAAUUUGGCACAUUAUUGAUAAGUGGUCCAUUUUAUUCCUGAUUGUAAAACUGAUGAUAAAGUCUCCACCAAUACACUUUUUUGUUGUUUUGUGGUUUUAAUGCUUCAUCGGUUAGAAAAUAGGAAAAGCUACAAUGUUGAGAUUAUUUGAAGGAGAUAUUCUUUUGAAAAACUCAGUACAGAGGUACCUUGAUACUCAUCCUUAAUUGGUUCCAGGAGGUGCAACAAGCAUUAAAAAGAUGAGGAUCAAACAAAUUAUGUGACUUAUCAUGACAUUUUGUUUUGGCCAGGAAGGACUUCUUAUCUGUUCCUUUUUCCCAUGUCAGUGACCUACUCAGCAUGGCUGACUUCCUGUCUGCCCUCUGCAGCUGUCUCCCACUUCAUUUUGCAGCAAUUUUUCCGACUUUAUGUUUUCUUUCUGCUGCUAUCCCCCACUUUGCAGUGUGAUGAUCACCAACAAAUGAUGAAUAUCGGAACAACAUUUUCUCAUCAAAAUGCGUCAAGUAUCAAUUCAAUGAGUUUUAAGGCAGUCAAGUACUGAGGUACCACUGCACUAUCAAGUUAAAUCCUACCUGCAAACUCCAUACUUUGUUCAGUUUGCACUUAAAGUGCAUUUUUAUUUUUAUAAUAGUUUUGUCUCUGUUCUUCAAGUUUACCAAUUUUAUAUGCAUCCAUUUGAUAACAGUGAAAGAUUGUUCAUAUGUUAUAUAAUUCAAGUUUGUCAUGGGAUAUAUGUUGAAUAGGGAGUCACAACCACUUCAGGUACACUUUGAUGCACUUCAAUGACACAUUUUUACCAAACAUUUGUUAUACUCUACACAUUUUUAGUAAACAUUUUAAAAUAAGGAAGCAUACACCUAAAGGUAUUGCCCCUUCUAAUUGGCCUCUUCUAUAUCUGGUUUUUAAAUUUGUAAUUUCUAAGAGUGGCUUUCACUGCUGAGCCUUCAUUUCGAUUCAUCAUUUUUCAUAAGCACAAGCUGCCCACUACAUUGCACACACUGAUUUUUUCCCAAAUGCAUAGACUGAUCUAUGUUCACCUUCCUUGGCAUUUGAGGCUUAGCUCCAUUCACUGAACAAAAUGGUCAACUUGUAGGUGAACAUCAGUGCGAUGAUUAGGUAAUCCUAAACAAUUUUCUGUAGUCCACAAGACAUAAGUAUAUUUAAAAUUAAUAUACUUUGUCUUUGAAUAGGUGUCAACUAUUGUAUGAUCAGAGUUUAUGGUGUUUCUUGUUCUAGUUUUUUCUUUUUAAUAUUGAAAGCAAAUAUACUUUAGGGAGGGAUAAUAUUAGUGAUCUACACUGUACUGACAAUCGUUGGAAUUGUCAUAUUUGCCACACUGCUGUUCAAAAUAAGUCUUGUUUUGUUUGAAAAUAAAUGACGGCUUUUAUUUU